ACUUCGCAGGCAGCUAGCUCAGCUGACAACAGCAGCCAGAUGAUGAUGGCAGACUCUGGAAGUAUCGAAGAAGUAGCUGUGAUCGGUAACACCGACAUCACGUCAACAGAAUCCGAGAACAACCUCAUAAACACGAUGGUGGAAAGAGGGUCAACUCUGCUGAGAAAAAUGGAGAUGAAUGUGACCGAGGCAGAGAAGAGAACAGGGAAGAACACGGUUAACAUGCAGGAAACCUAUACAGUCUACCUCAUAGAGACACGGCCGGCUGAGACACUUCCAGCGGGGGGUACUCCCACCACACCUGACACUUUGUGGAGACGCUACAGUGAGUUUGAGUUGCUCAGAACAUACCUCCUGGUCACCUACUCCUACAUCAUCAUCCCUCCACUACCAGAGAAAAGGGCAGAGUUUGUGUGGCACAAAAUGUCCGCCGACAACCUCGACCCAGACUUUGUUGAGAGACGGAGAGUCGGCCUGGAAAACUUCCUGCUUCGUGUUGCAUCACAUCCUGUCCUUUCCAAUGACAAAAUCUUCUUCCUCUUUCUGACAGAGGAGAAAGAAUGGAGGGAGGCGGUUUUGGAGACAGGUUUCCAAGACAAGGUUGACUCCAGACUAAAGUCUCUGAGUGCCAUGUUCAGAGUCAAGAACCCUGACAAGCGAUUCACAGCACUGAAACUCUACAGUGAUGAACUGAACUCUGUCAUCUCUCAGUUACUGAGGGUGCGGGCGAAAGUAGCAGACAGGCUGUAUGGAGUUUACAAAGUCCAUGGUAACUACGGCAGAGUCUUCAGUGAAUGGAGUGCUAUAGAAAAAGAGAUGGGAGAUGGACUACAGAGUGCGGGCCACCACAUGGACACGUACGCUGCAUCAAUAGAUGACAUUCUGGAGGAAGAAGAGCAUUAUGCAGACCAACUGAAAGAAUACCUUUUCUACACUGAUGCUGUCAGGUCAGUGUGUAGGAAACAUGAGCUGAUGCAGUACGAGUUGGAGAUGGUAGCUCAGGACCUCGUCCAAAAGAAACAACAGAAGGAAGAGCUGGCUACUGGGACAGUUCGGAUCUUUUCUCUGAAGGGGAUGACGAGUAAACUGUUCGGCCAAGAGAGCCAGGAGCAGAGGGAGAGCAGGUUGGCAGCGCUGGAGCAGAGUAUCCGUGAGGCAGAGGAAACGCUCGAGGAAAAGAACAGAGAGUGCCAAGAGUUUGUGCGAACAGCCUGGGAAGACAUUGAACGUUUCAAGGAACAGAAGGACAGAGAUUUGCGUGAAGCACUAAUUAGCUAUGCCAUCAUGCAGAUCAGCAUGUGUAAGAAGGGAAUCCAGGUGUGGUCCAACGCCAAGGAGUGUUUCAACAAAAUGUGAGCCACUCUCCAGCCAAUCGCUCACUUGCACCAAAACAAUAACAAUCGGAUUGUUCAGAGUGGGACCAUCAGCCAACCUGCAGUCUUACGGAGAUGGACCAUGGGAGCCAAAAAUACUGUCCUCACUUUGUUUGCUACGCUGAAUGAUUCUGCCUUUCUCUCUCUCUCUCUCUCUCUCUCUCACACACACACAUUUAUUUAGAAAAAGCACUAGAGUUAUUUAGUUGAUCCAUGCCUUUUAAUUCCAAGUGUCUUUAACAGUACCAUUCACGUGGCAUUUUGCUAAUGUUACUGUCCUACUGCAGAUGACCCAAAUGUUCAAGACUUUUUCCUCCUUUGUUGCACAGCCGUCAGCGUGUCAUAGAGGAAAAUCCUGCACUAAUAAUGCAUGAUAGUUGCGCAUUGGGAAUGCCUGUGCAGUGUAUUUCAGUUACACUUCACUUCCCAAAUGUAGCAGAACUGUGCAAUGACAUAAAAGGACGGAUGUUGAGGAAUCAGUCUGAAAACUACCACUACUUCCUCUCAGCCUCAAAUGGGAGGUGUAAUCUUCUGAAAGUUUAUUAAAUAAAAAUGUCAGGUGGAGAUUUAUCAGAAACAAGAAAUCUUAUUGUAAGGCAAGGGAACAUGGACCACUUCUUUUUCCUGAAAUAUGUUUGGUACACUUCAUGCUGAAGUCAGUCUUUAUGCUGUUAUUAAUCGAUAGCUGACCAAAGUGCUGUAUAGUACAGAUCACAGGUGGGGAGCACAGGAGAGGGGUCGACAAGCUUAGGGUAUUUUUGGUAAUUGAUGAGAGAUUUUUUUUUUCGUUUUGUGCCAAAAGAAAAGAGCCAUGAGUAAGAGUAAAGUUAGUCGAGCCUCUCUUUCUUCAACUCCUUAAUGGAGGCUUUCUUAUUCUUUCGCGGACCUAAACAUGGCACCACCACAAACUACCUGAUCUACCAAGUGCAACCAUAAGUGUUGUUAAAGCGACACACUUACAGAUCAGUAGUUGAGCUUUUUCUUUACUUUCGAGCUUUAUAGCCUUAAUAUGAGCAUUGGUCUUGUAAAACAGGGGAGGGCCCUUUCAGCCACACUCUCAAUCUGCCGCAUCUCUUUUUCUGAUGUGAAGUCAUUGCACUAAAUAAUAGACGUGAGUUCCAAGCAUGCCUCAGGUCAAUGUUUGUGACAUACUGACCAAAUGGUGGAAAUCUUUAACUACGGACAUGUUGGAUCCUCAAAUUCUGGCUCAAUCCAUAUGAUAUACAUACACAAUACAUGUUCUACUUUUGUUUCCUUAAUAUGAUAUCCUGAAGAGGGAAGAUUGGUGCAAAAUGGACAUGUAAAAGUUGUGCAAAGAUACUUUCCCUCGGCCUUCAAUAAACAAUCAGUUUACUGAAAUAAUCCCAAAUUACAGCUUUAUGUAUGUUUUUAUAAUAAACGUGUUCAAUGAAUGAUUGUUUUUAUGUUUAUGUAAUCAUUGUGCUAAAACACUAAUAAACAUUUCUUUUUUUAAA
Anarrhichthys ocellatus (wolf-eel) is the source of this 2848-nucleotide messenger RNA. RefSeq names its product sorting nexin-4-like. The transcript is spliced from 14 exons. Bases 40 to 1356 code for a protein of 438 amino acids. NCBI's taxonomy places the organism in Eukaryota, Metazoa, Chordata, Actinopteri, Perciformes, Anarhichadidae. Gene Ontology annotation, biological process: positive regulation of autophagosome assembly; protein transport. Gene Ontology annotation, molecular function: phosphatidylinositol-3-phosphate binding. The record is from RefSeq and is a predicted model, not a curated record. Gene Ontology annotation, cellular component: SNARE complex; plasma membrane; early endosome membrane.